Acanthosepion pharaonis is the source of this 753-nucleotide messenger RNA. NCBI's taxonomy places the organism in Eukaryota, Metazoa, Mollusca, Cephalopoda, Sepiida, Sepiidae. The record is from the annotation of a GenBank genome assembly.
AUGUCAGAAAACAUUGCACAGUCAUCCAAAGUCUGCUUUUCAGAUGAAAGCGUAAUACUUAUCUAUCAAUUAAUCUGUUUUUUUGUAUCUAUCUAUCUAUCUAUCUAUCUAUCUAUCUAUCUAUCUAUCUGUAAAUUCUGUUUAUCUGUCUGUCUCUAUGUUCAUCUAUCUAUCAGAACUAUUUGUCUAUCUAUCUAUCUAUCUAUCUAUCUAUCUAUCUAUCUAUCUAUCUAUCUAUCUAUCUCAGUACAUUAUCUGUCUAUGUCACUCAGUAUGUAUCUAUAUACCUCACUCAGUAUCUAUCUCACUCAGUACAUAUCUAUCUAUCUAUCUAUCUAUCUAUCUAUCUAUCUAUCUAUCUAUGUUUAUCCCUAUCUAUGUCUAACUCUCUAUCUAUUUCGGUCUGUUCUUAUCUAUCUAUCUAUCUAUCUAUCUAUCUAUCUAUCUAUCUAUCUAUCUAUCUAUCUAUCUCACUUAGUAUGUAACUAUCUAUCUCACUCAGUACGUUAUCUAUCUAUCUCACUCAGUACAUAUCUAUCUAUCUAUCUAUCUAUCUAUCUAUCUCACUUAGUAUGUAACUAUCUAUCUCACUCAGUACGUUAUCUAUCUAUCUCACUCAGUACAUAUCUAUCUAUCUAUCUAUCUAUCUAUCUAUCUCACUUAGUAUGUAACUAUCUAUCUCACUCAGUACGUUAUCUAUCUCACUCAGUACAUUAUCUAUCUAUCUCACUCAGUAUGUAUGUAUGUAUCUAG